Candoia aspera is the source of this 2814-nucleotide messenger RNA. RefSeq names its product magnesium transporter 1 (gene MAGT1). The record is from RefSeq and is a predicted model, not a curated record. Gene Ontology annotation, cellular component: oligosaccharyltransferase complex. The transcript is spliced from 10 exons. Bases 16 to 1086 code for a protein of 356 amino acids. NCBI's taxonomy places the organism in Eukaryota, Metazoa, Chordata, Lepidosauria, Squamata, Candoiidae.
CUCCCGGCCUGGCCAAUGGGCGCAGGGCCGCCGGUGUCGCCGUCUCUCCGGCUGAGGGAAGAGGCUGGCGAGGCCAUGGCGACGCCGCGGCGGCUGCUCCUGCGGGCCCUGGCGCUGGGUGGGCUGGCGCUGCUGGUCGGCUGGGGCGGCUCCGGCGUGGAGGGGCAGAAGAAAAAAGAGAUGGUGCUUUCAGAAAAAGUGAGCCAGUUGAUGGAAUGGACUAGCAAAAGGUCAGUUAUUCGACUGAAUGGGGACAAAUUUCGACGUCUCAUAAAGGCACCACCAAGAAACUACUCUGUGAUAGUAAUGUUCACCGCUCUUCAGCCUCACAGACAAUGUGUUGUUUGCAGGCAGGCUGAUGAAGAGUACCAGAUUCUGGCAAAUUCCUGGCGAUACUCAAGCGCAUUUACCAACAAGAUCUUUUUUGCUAUGGUGGAUUUUGAUGAAGGAGCUGACGUAUUUCAAAUGCUCAACAUGAAUUCUGCUCCAACCUUCAUUAAUUUCCCACCAAAAGGGAAGCCAAAAAGAGGAGAUACUUAUGAGCUGCAAGUGCGAGGUUUUGCCGCUGAACAGCUUGCCCGCUGGGUGGCUGAUAGAACAGAUGUCAAUAUCCGAGUGAUAAGACCACCAAACUAUGCUGGACCCUUGAUGUUGGGGCUGCUGCUGGCUGUCAUUGGUGGCCUUGUCUAUUUAAGAAGAAGCAACCUGGAUUUCCUCCAUAACAAGGCGGGCUGGGCCUUUGCUGCUUUGUGUUUUGUUCUGGCUAUGACAUCAGGGCAGAUGUGGAAUCACAUCAGAGGGCCACCAUAUGCUCAUAAGAACCCUCAUACAGGUCAAAUGAGCUACAUCCAUGGGAGCAGUCAAGCACAAUUUGUUGCUGAAACGCAUAUUGUUCUACUGUUUAACGCAGGUGUCACUCUGGGGAUCGUGCUCCUUUACGAAGCUGCUACAUCCGACCUGGAGGUGGGGAAGAGAAAAAUCAUGUGUGUGGCUGGCAUCGGCCUCGUGGUGGUGUUCUUCAGCUGGCUCCUUUCAAUUUUUAGAUCCAAAUACCACGGCUAUCCAUACAGCUUUCUGAUGAGUUAAGGAUGUUGCUGCUUUGUGGCUCACAGAAGUGGAGCAAGAUCCAGAUAUCCUACCUCUCUUUGAAAUGAAUGAAAUCAUUGCACACCAAACCAAAGAUAUCUAGUGCCUUGGCAAGACAAAUUGUUUGCCCUAAACAUCAUGAUGCAUAAUUGGAAUGCAUUCCUGUUCCCCAUUUAUUUGAAGCCAGGGGUAACCUGUAUUCUGAGCUUUGUGCCGCUUGCCGUCUUAAAAGCAAGUGAGCCUUAAUUCCCAGGCCACCGUUCAAAAAGCCCAACUAGGUGCAUGCUUAUGUCUUGCGAAUGCAUGGAGACGUUUGCUGUUUGCGGCUCCGUGUGCUGCAAGAUCCUCAGAAGUGGCUUAUCCGGGGGGGGGCUGGGGCUUUUUCAGAGCAAUCCUGUAACAGAUAAGCUCCCAUCACUGCCAUUGUUCCAAUUUCCUGCAAGGGCCUUAUUUUUCAGUCAGGUUUCUCAGUGGGGAGAACUCUUGCCAGGCCUGGGCAAUACGUCCCUUGCUGUGAGGGAAGGGAGUCAGAUUCCGGUGUUUUGGCUCUGCGCAGGGGGUGAAUUCCCUUCAGCUAAAGAGUAGACUAACCCACAGAGAAUCAUUGAGGGGAAAAACAUUGAAGCUCCCAGCACUUAUUUAUGCUGUCUUGAUGAUGUGGCUUCCUUGGGCCUUUUCUUUGAAGAGGAAUGAAGAAGGAUGCCACGUGUGAGACCAUUUCUGUUGUUGUUUACUUGGUCACCAGCUGAGCAGAAUCUCCCAGAAUAAUACGCUGCCUUCUCCUCACUUGUGGACAGUUUUGAGAUCUGGCACCACCAUGUAGAUUUAUCUCUACAGUGAAGUUCCAUUAUUGCGCUGAUCUUUACCAAACGCAGUCACCUGCUCAACUUUGAUAAUGGCAUUGCUUGUUGUGGGUUGGACUAGGUAUUCAGUCCUCCACUAUAUUCCUGAAACACGUGACUGGUGACUGGCAUUCUUAAAAUUCUUUCCAUAACUGGCCAAUUUGGAGGCUGAACACAAAAGCAGGAUCUCUUCUCUAUCUCCUGUCCUGGGUGCUGUGUGUGUAACCCUGGGCAUCUGAUAUCGAAACCAAAGGGCAGCCCUCACUUUAAAAAAUGGCUGAUAUGGGGGGGGAGGGGGAACCACCUUAAACUGAAACAUUUCCCAUUAUGAAUCCUGACCAGAUAUCAAACAUGCUAUUCUGUCUGCCUUUGGCAAUGGAGCCUAAUAUUCGGUGGAUUUCUUUACUUCCAAGACAUUUUGGAGAUGAAAGAGAAAAUCCCAAAAUGCGUAGAGGCUGUAAUAGCUGAGUUUUUCUUCAGGCGAGAGCUGUGUGCCGUUUGCAUAGUUCUCCCUUCUUCUCUGGGUCCUGCUUGGUUUUUGUGUGAAGGCCCAGAUCUCUAGAGGACCACUUGCUGGAUUUGGUAACAUUAGCUCAUUUGGGGCAGGGUCUAAUAAGGGCUGUAGAAGACCAAGAAAAAUACAUUUCUCCUAGGGAAGUAGCUACGAUUGUAACUCAGCUGUAUAGUUUUCUCUUGCACAAGUUUCCUAUAUUCAACUACUUUUCAAGUGCCUUAACACCAUUAGACUAUUUUUUCAGUAUUUAAUUCCAACAAUAUUUGAAAAAUGCAUUUUUAUAUGAUUGAGAGCAUCCAAGUUGUAGCAUGGGUAUUGAAACGACUACUGUGGAUAUUUGCCAGAUUUCAAUAAAUACUUUACAAACAUGGA